AUGCGCUGGACGGUCGGGUCCCUCGGUGUCCUCUGGGCUGCUUGGGUCACUGCAGAGACGCCCAGCGAAGCGACGGAGCAGAGGCGCCUGCAGAUCUUCGACCCUUUCGUAACAUCCACUUUUCCAGUAGGUACUGGCAUCACUGUGCAUUUAUCAGGCAGUAAAACAGCUUCUGGAGUUGACAGUGGACAGCUGGACCUGCUGGUGGGUGAAGUCCUUUUUGGACUCUCUUUGGAUCUGCCCCUGGGCUACUACUUCAACGUUCAUCAAGCGCGUGUGCGCAUUGUUUUUGCUUAUCUCACCCAAAACGAAGCGAGAAGUGGUGAAUGUGCUCCCGAUCAACUCGGGCCUGUGAGUGACCAAGUGGUCCAAGCUCCGCUCUCUUCGCGAUAUGGGGCCCCGGCAGAGCAAGGGCUCGGGACCUCCAGCUUGCAGGUAAUGCUCUCGGGCGGUGCGACCUUCGUCCAAGACGGGGACUAUCGCUUGUGUUUCAGUGACGACGGUUCUUUUGCUUCUGGCCAUGCAGAUUUGCUGAACGUGCUCAUCCGAGUCCAGGCCUAUGUGACGAGUCGCCUCCCUGCGGGGAGUGGCUUGACGGUGUUCUUCGAGAACGGCCAGAUGCAGAGUGCAGAGGAUGGGGAGAGCAUCAUAUUGAGUGCCGGGCAGCCGAUCACGGGCAUCUCCCUCCAUUUGCCGCUCUUGUCCAUCUUUGAUGCCUCGAGCUUACGCUUGAAAGCCAUCAACGCCUCCGUCACCAGGGACGAAGCCGUCGACGGCGCCUGUGCGGCGGGCAGUGCGUGGGAACUGCCGACCGAAGUGGUGGACGUCCCGCUGUCGGCCUCCUUGGGAGUCGAGACCUUGCACUCCCAGGGCACGCGCUUCGCGAACACCUCCUUGUCGGUGCCCAUCCACUUUAACUCAGCGGGGCAAGCCAGGCUUUGCUACUCCGAUGACGGGAGCUUCUCGACGAACCACGUGGACCUCAUCAGCGUCUUGAUCACCGCGGAGGGGAUCUUCAGCUCUUGCGAGGUGGCAGGAUGCCAAGCUGCACGGACCUUCCGCUGCUAUGCGCUGCUGGGCAUCUCUGCUGAGGUGGGCAGCUGCGUGUUGCCCAUCGAGGGGGUCGGCUAUAGCUCCAGUGGCUAUGUCUCCUGGUCGGCUCAGGUGGAUGCGCUCUACAGUGGGAAUGGUGAGCCAUUGCCCUUUGACGUGCCGCGUUGUGGACAAUUCCCAGCCGAUCCUGGCGCCUUCUGUGUGGGCGACUGUGCAGGCAAUCGUUCCUUUCCGCUGAGCUCCUCCAACAGCGUGACCAUGCCGCCCAGCGGUCCGCUCACCGCGUCGCGAGACGCCCGCACCACGGCGGUGUGCUACUGCACGGACGUGGUGGGAUGCGAUCUUCCAACAGGGCAAAGCAACUUCUUCCAAGCGAUUGGUCUUGUUCAACUGUUUACCGCUUCCGUGAUGCCCAUUGGAGAGUUUGCCUGCACGACCUCUUCCUCUGGGGUUUUGGCCUCUAUCCCCUUUGGUGCUUGUGUCUUUUGCCCUCCAGGCGGCUGCCCCUUCGAAGGUGCUGCGCGGAUCCUCUUUGCACGACAGCCGGAACCGUGGAACACCCAGACGUUACCCGCUUGGCACCCGCAACAUCGCUGUCGCCAUGCGGUACACGAGAGCUUCCUAUUACCAGCAGCUGCAGAGGCAUCCCAGUUGGAUGGCGGUCCUCGCUCAGAGCUGAAGCGCUUCCGGCCCACCGAAGGCUACACACUGCCGAAUUGGCCGACCUUUGUGCCUCGGGGGAACUGGCUGGACAUUUGCUUCAACCCCGACAUCAACAGUGAUCCCAGCGGUUGGUUCAAGGUGGGCGAAGUGGCCGUCCUGGAUGCCUCGUUGGCCUCUUCCUCCACGGUGCCGAGUCACAGCGCCUCGCCGCCCCCGAAGCAGGUGGGUCAAAUGGGGCAGAUCUCCAUGUCCAGGUCUUUGCUGCCCUACCGGAACCCUUCCAAUGUGGUGGGCCUCAACGUGGGCGGUGGCAUCCGCCUUGCAACCCUCGUCAUCACCGAAGACAGCUCCACCAGAGAAGCCUGCCAGAAGAGUCGCCCCACAGAGGUCAACGGGCUCACGCGUGCGGACGCGAGCGCCUAUGGAGGCACCGUCCGCGGAGAGCGCGUGGUCUUCGACGGAGGGGAAGUGGGAAAGAGCAUCUCCUUCCCCACCGUGGCGACGGUGGUGGUUUGCUACUGCCCCAACUUGGGCGGCUUGGAUGAGUUCGGCGAGCAAGUCUGCCUGGGAAGUCCCUACUGGGUGCCCGUAGGGGCGAUCGUCAUCGCAGGGCCGUUGCCAAAUCAGUAUUGGCUCCUGCCCACCAUGAAGAUCUUCCGAUUUGAAUACCUGGGUGUGAACCUGGAAGAUGGCGACAUGCUGCGCUUGGUCUUGGAAUCCCAAAGCUGUUCCGCCUUUACCACUCCGGAGCGCAUGUGCUUGCAGCCGAACGAGGAUCCCAUGAAUGGGCACCCCUUGUGCGGUAGCACGCGGUUAACAGCGAACUCCGGCCUCAUGCGCACAACCACGCUAGCCUCUACUCGCAUCGCUUGCGACGAGCUGAACGGGAAUUGUCAGUCUGUGCCCUUGAGCUCUGUGGAGACCACCUCCACGGGUUUGCGGCUCACCUUUGCAGGAAGUACCUCCUCUGGAGGUGGUCUGGGCGAGUUGGGCCUUCGUAGUGGCGAUGUGCUGGUGCUGGGCGCUGGCGUUCAGUGUGGUGCCAACUGCUCUCAGCCCAUGUUAGACAUGGCCAAAGGCUUCCUAGGCUUUCAAGGUCUUGAGAGCUAUUUGCCCUUGGACGAUGGAUCUUUGCAGACGGCCCUGGACGUGGUAGGUUCUCGCACGGCGAGCUACAUAGGCUCUGUGGAGAGUAUCACGGGAAAGUUCGGCACCGCCACACGCUUCAGUGCUGGAUCCUCCCUUAGUCUCCCGGGGGGCGCUCCUAUGGAGGCCUCACAAGCCUGGACGUUGGUGCUUUGGGUCCGGAUCGAGAAGGCUGGCUGGUACACGAUUUGUGGCGUGGCGGACUCGGACGGUGUGCUGGAGAAUGGCGAGGUGGAGAUAGGUUUGGCUUCCGCUCCCUGGGCUGAGGGCGCCCCCUUUUUGCGGCAGGAAGGCGGCCCUGGCGCCGGCGAGCAGGCCAUCACAGGCUCUGUCUCCAGCGGCGUUUGGACGCACGUGGCAGUGGUCUAUGGUGGCAGCAUGAGCGGAACCUUGCGCUUCUACUUGGAGGGUGCCUUAGUUUAUGAGCGCCUUGACGUGAAUCUGAACCUGGCCUCGCUCCCUCUGCAGUGCGCGGGCCGCGUCUCCGCCUUCGAAGGCAACGCUUCUGAUGGAUACAUGGACUUGGAUGAGAUCCGCUGGUACAAUGUGCCCUUGAGUUCUGAGGACGUCGCGGCACUCUUCAACGCUGCGGACGGCGGAGUCUUGGAUGCCCAGCAGGCACCUGGUGCACCCAUUGGCAUCGCGGUGGAGGCGACUGAGAACCCAAGCGUCUUCACCGUGCAGCAGGGCAGCUUUGCCGCCGCCCCGGUGCCACCGCAGUUCAUCACCAGCGGCGGCCAGUGGAGGAGAAGCAACCGAGGCGUGAUCCGCGGGGAGUUGAUGAGCAGCAUGGAGCGGAGGUUGAAGCUGUGCUGGGAGCGCGGCAAUCGCGCGGCGGACGCCGGCAUCGUGGAGUUUGUGGCGCAAAGCAGUAUGACCGAGCUGGGCAUUUGGCCGACGCAGCGGGAAUGGUCCAAGUCGUCUCCUUUCAUCCUCACCUUCAAGACAGGAAGCGCUGAAGCAACGCCUGGCAUUCGCUACACACAGGCCGAAGGGCACAUGAGCCUCUCCAUCACCUAUCUGAACCAGGCGGCGAUCCGGCACAUGGGCAGCAGCGCACAGGGGCCCUUUGUGAGCUCCUUCAACCUUGAGAGUGACGAAUGGGACGAGGCCAGCCAGAGCACCUGUGGCAUCAUCUUCCGGGAGUUGUGGAGCAGCGAUCCAGCCAGGGGCUUUCCUCUUCCCUUGGGCUGCUUCUAUCGCAGCCUCACCACGGACAUGCGCGAGAUUGUGGUGAUCUUUGAGAAACGGAAUGGGCUCUCCCCGGACACGUCAUACCAGAUUGUGAUGAAUGCUGCGACCACCAACGAGAUGGUGGCGAACCAGGAGGUAGCUCUUUCUUAA
This is a messenger RNA of Durusdinium trenchii, 4206 nucleotides long. The record is from the annotation of a GenBank genome assembly. NCBI's taxonomy places the organism in Eukaryota, Dinophyceae, Suessiales, Symbiodiniaceae.